UGGUGCAUUCAUAGCCGGCGGUCAAGAGGCACCGGUCUCUCGCCUGCUCUAUUUAAUUUUUAUUCGCAAAUUCUCCACGUAGUAGCAAGGACUGUUGUCGCGUAUCUAGGAAGACGUACUCGAGCUAAUAUCGACUCUUAUAUAUUUUUUUUAUCUUAGAAUAACGUCGUGUUUCAAGUGAGACGCUUGACUCACUUUUUCGAGAUGACUAAAAUACCAGAAGCAUUUUUGAAACAGUUAUGGCUCACCUUCGGCGCUUCACUCGCUUUCCUUAUUAUUGGCCUGGUUCGAGGAUAUUCAGCUUCCGCAAUACCUUCAAUAGAAAACCUGGAACCGGAUCUCAUUCAGCAUAGUGAACAAAAAUCAUGGAUUGGUGCGAUACCACCGUUAGGUGCCUUCCUGGGCAGUAUGUGUUCCGGACCAUUAAUGCAACGUGCGGGCAGAAAACGAACUUUGCAACUGACUGCACCACUUUGGGCUGCCAGUUGGCUAAUCCUCGGAUUUGCACCUAACUUUCCGCUCGUAUUGUUGGGUCGUAUCAUGUCAGGCCUUUGCGUCGGUUUCGCUUUAGCGCCAGCACAAGUAUAUGUAAGCGAAUGCUGUGAUCCUGAAAUCCGUGGAAGGCUCGGAUCUCUGCCUACACUGUCCAUGUCACUGGGCAUUCUAAUCUCCUACUUGGCCGGUAACUGGCUGUCAUGGAGACAUCUGUCGUUCCUCUCCGCCUUGUUCUGUGCGGCUUUAUUUUUUGUUCUACUCCCGUUACCUGAGUCUCCAAUAUGGUUGAGUUCAAGAGGCCUGGACAACACAUCCGCGGUCAAGUGGUUGCAACUCUCCCAACAUGCCAUAGCUACCGUCAAAGAGGACGAUCAAGAGCACAAUGAAAAAGUAGAAGAGCCCAAAAGUCUAUUUACACGCGAAGUAUUCUUUUCUUCAGCGGUUAUCAAGCCCCUCAUUGUUGGGUUUGCCUUGCUCUUCUUCCAACAAUUCAGCGGUAUCGACGCCGUCAUCUUCUUCACAGUCGAAAUAUUCCAAACCGCUGGAAGCAAGCUAGACGCGAUGACAGCGACGAUCAUAGUGGGCGCAGUGCAGUUGUUCAGUAACGGCGUCAGCACCGUCCUUGUGGACCGAGCGGGCCGUCGGCCGCUGCUGCUGCUCUCUGCGGUCACAAUGUGUGUUUCCAUGUUGUCCAUGGGAGCUGCUUUCUACUUUCAAUUUGAACACAACUCUUUACUGGGGUACCUGCCGAUUGCCAGCUUGGUGGUGUUUAUGCUGGGAUUUUCACUUGGAUUCGGAGGUCUUCCGUUUCUACUGCUCGGGGAACUGUUCCCCGCACAUUACCGUUCUCAACUGUCCGCCAUGGCCAGUGCCGUGAACCUCAUGUCCAUGUUCACCGUAAUCAAAUCUUAUCAUGCUUUGGAGCGCGUAUUGACUUCAGCGGGAACGUUUUGGAUGUACGCUUGUUUCUGCGCUUUGGCAUUUUUCUUCGUUGUAUUCAUGGUUCCUGAAACGAAAGGGAAAUCUCUCGCUGAGAUAGAACAACACUUCCGGGGCAAGAAGAGGAAAAAUGAAGUCGAUUUGAAAUCGGUUCAAACGAAAUUUUAGUCAUAGGAAUGAAAUAAAUAUACAUAAGAGAUACGGUUGAAAAUGUACGUCUUCGGUUUCUUGGAAAUAGUUGUUUAUAUGUCAGUAUUAAUAACUCAAUAUAGUUUUAGAGAACUUGGUUAAAAAUCAUAUAUGUUUCAAAUCUGUUACGAGCGAGACCGUCGAUUGUUAAUCGUACGGGUGCAUUUAUACUGAAAUAGUUGUCUAUUUGUGUAUUGGUAAUUUUUGUGCCUCAGAACGUCAGCAACGAUUACAUACAGUAUUACAUUUAUUGACAAUUUGAUUUGUCACUAAUGCGCUGGAAAACACGGAUGUUUCCAUUUUGUUUCUUAUGACGUAGCUUUAUUACACAUUUAAAAUUCGUUGCUUUCAUGAUUUCACCUCAUUAACUUUGUGAAUUAUGAAGUUGGACCUUUGUUGUACUAUUAAUUAUAAAACAUAAUAAAAAUAAUUUGUUCAGUGAAAGAGAUUCUCUUGUAUGUUAUUAACUUUUUAAUAAACUUUAUUACAUUUGUUUGAUAAUUUAAGGACUAAAUGUGUCGUUUUUUUUGUAAAACUAACUGAAAUAGUUGGUGAUUUUUGUUAAUUAUACGAUAUUGUAAUUAUUUAACUUUUAGUAAUGACAGACACUUACCAAUUUUCCUAUAGUCUAGACGCAGCUUUACAAUAUAAACGCUACUAAAAUAAUAAUAAUGUGUUGAUAUUUUAAGUAUUUGAUGUCUGUGAUAAUGUUUUAAUUUUAAUGUAUGUUUGACGUUUCUCAUAGUUUGGUAAAUACCGUAAGUAGGAUAAUUGUGUAAAGCCAAAUAUAUUGUAUUUAUGCGGUUGAUAAAACUGCUCUGUGUGUUAGCAAAACUUUAACAAAGAGUAUUUAUUGAGUUGCAUAAUAAACUUGUGAUAUUGCA
Messenger RNA from Vanessa atalanta (red admiral), 2507 nucleotides. RefSeq names its product facilitated trehalose transporter Tret1-like. Gene Ontology annotation, cellular component: membrane. The transcript has 9 exons. The record is from RefSeq and is a predicted model, not a curated record. Lineage: Eukaryota; Metazoa; Arthropoda; Insecta; Lepidoptera; Nymphalidae. Gene Ontology annotation, biological process: transmembrane transport. Gene Ontology annotation, molecular function: transmembrane transporter activity. Bases 205 to 1602 code for a protein of 465 amino acids.